AUGGCAACUUCACGGAGAAGAGUUGCCAAAAAGACGACAUCUUCGAGAACGGCACAGCUAGAGGAGAAGCUCGAUGAUCUUGUCUCCAUCUUACGUGCAACUCAGUCUGCCAAUGGUGUCCAUCCACAAACUCCCCCUACUACUACUCCUGGCUCUACCACGACACAUCCUCCUCCCCACAACUCUUAUUGUCCCUCGUCUGUACUUCACACCCCCAGUCGUUUAGACUCGCUAGCGACUGCUGCCACUUCAUCCUCGGACAACUUUUCGAGCAUGCCCCAUGCUUUCGGGACUGCUAGCUCAAUAGAAACCCCGAUGGAGUCGGCACCGCUUCCCAGCGAUGACAGCUAUCUGCUUCCGGAACCGACGCCGGCAGAGGCAGAAAUCUAUCUAGACAAGUUUCGAUCUUGGCUACCGAGAUUUCCCUUUAUGGUCUUGCCUAAAGAUCAGACAGCUGAGAAUCUCCGCAAGGAGAAGCCCUUUCUGUGGCUAUGUAUCAUGAACAUCACCACCACAUCCUAUCCUCAACAAGUAAAGAUGAAGGAGCGUGUUCGUCAAGAGGCCGCUCAGAGGGUCAUCGUUGACCAUGAGAGGAGCAUGGAUGUUCUUCUGGGAAUUGUUUGUUACAUUGCUUGGCAAGUUGAACUACUAGCUCCACCCUUCAUCAUCACAUUCUGUCAGUUGGCGGUUACGUUGGUUUAUGACCUCAGCUUGAUGAAGGCCCCGAUUGAGGAGCAAUACUUUACAAUCUGCUUCAAAAUGUGGGGAGGCCGGCCUCCUCCACCCCGGCUCCGAACUCCGGAAGAGCGGAGGACCGUCGUGUCACUCUGGUUUCUGACCUCAGUAUACCAACUCGUUGCCGACGAAGCACAGAAGCUUUUAGUUCGCGAUGUCAUGGGCGAGUCGAGCCAGGCGCCGACAUAUGUCUUUAGAAGGGGCCUCCUUAAUAGGUUGCAGGAGAUCCGUGAUGGACUGUCUCCAAGCCCAACUCCGCACAAAGGAGUUCUGGAGGCCCAUUCGUUGGCGACCGAGGUGCUGGUCAACUCGGUUGGACUCUUCAUGCAGACCAUUCCCAUGAACCAACGCAUUGAAAGUAUGUACUCAUGCCUCAAAGCAAUCAGAGGAUGGUAUGAUGUCUUCUUUGGCAUGCCACCCGAAGACCUACCAGGUGCUCCUUUUGCUCUCUAUAUACAGCUCUCGCAGAUCCAAGUUGCCCUAUACAGGCUCACAACCUCUGAGGAUCCUGCCUGGGACAAGGAUCUCGUGCGAAAUACGGCCGACUUGCUUGUGCUACUCGACCAGGUCAUCGAAUUGUUCACCCGAUUGGAUACCGUAUACCCUUUCAGGGCAAUGAUGGAUGAGGAUUCGCUGUUCACCAAGGGAGCCAUGAUCAUUCGCAACAUCCGUUCUUCAUGGGAACCUAUUUUAUCGCGACAUCUGGGAAACACUCCAUCAUCCUCGAGUCAAGUAGUCCCCAGUCGAGCAAGAAUGACACCAAAUCCGGCCCAGACCUUUAUGAAUCUUCCAGACCCGAAUCUUCUCGACUUCGGGGACAUAACAUGGAUGUCGGAUGUCUUUGGGCCGUGGGAGAUGUGA
Messenger RNA from Fusarium vanettenii 77-13-4, 1596 nucleotides. RefSeq lists its product as uncharacterized. The record is from RefSeq and is a predicted model, not a curated record. Gene Ontology annotation, biological process: regulation of DNA-templated transcription. Gene Ontology annotation, cellular component: nucleus. The coding region runs from base 1 to 1596 and encodes 531 amino acids. Gene Ontology annotation, molecular function: transcription cis-regulatory region binding; DNA-binding transcription factor activity, RNA polymerase II-specific. NCBI's taxonomy places the organism in Eukaryota, Fungi, Ascomycota, Sordariomycetes, Hypocreales, Nectriaceae. The transcript has 4 exons.